CGCGCGGUUUCACGGUCUCAUAAACGGUCAGCGAUUCCAGCUUCUCCCUCCCUCUGACACUCUCCCACUGACGAGGCUGCUCUGCUCUUUCAGAUAAUGCUUUCUCUUAUUGCUCAACAAUCCUUACCUUCGUAUCUCAACGUACGCUUUGAUAAGAACACGUUUUCCUCCGCUCGAAUUUUCCGGGAAAGUAGUAGAUCCGAAGGCCUUCUUAUCUAUAGGCAUGGUCGACUCAGAAGCAACUCUGGAAAUUUUGCAUUCUAUUCAGUUAAGUGCAGACUUGCCAGGGCGAGCGAGUCUCCUUCCUCAAGCACUGAUACAUUGAUAAAGGAACCUCACAAGUAUUUUGAUCAGGUUGUCAUCACAGUUCGUGCGGGAGAUGGAGGCCAUGGUGCUAUUCUUAACAUGCCUAAUCAGAGGGCUGGUAAGUCUCAAGGAAAACAUGACAAAGAGAAGGCAAGGAAGAAAAGUUUGUAUAAAAGGGAUUUUGAUGGGUCACUUAUCCUUCCUAUGGGUGGGCAUGGAGGUGAUGUCGUAAUAUAUGUGGAUGAAGGUAAAGAUUCAUUAUUGGAAUUUCACAAGAAAGGCCGGUAUAAUGCAAAACGUGGCGGAAAUGUUGAUGCAAUGGGUGUUUUGACUUCACAGUUGCAUGAUGGAUUCUCUGCACCAACUUUGCGUAUUCCUGUGCCUUUAGGAACGGUUGUGAAACGUAAACGGGGGAAGUUGUUGGCUGAUCUAGCGCGUCCAGGUGACGAAGUCCUUGUUGCAAGGGGUGGACAAGGAGGGAUUAGCUUGGUAGAUUUGCCAGAGCAUCAAAGGAAAAAGUUGUUGGCUUUGACCACAAAUGUGAUGAGAGAUGAUAGUGAUAAGGUUUUGGUUCUUGGUCAACCUGGGGAGGAGGUUAGUUUGGAGUUGAUUCUCCGAGUUGUUGCUGAUGUUGGUUUAGUUGGACUUCCAAAUGCUGGAAAGUCAACCCUUUUGGCAGCCAUUACUCUUGCAAGACCUGAUAUUGCUGAUUAUCCUUUCACAACAUUAAUGCCAAACCUUGGACGCCUUAAUGGGGAUCCUAGUCUAGGGGCAGGAAUGUACUCAUCUGAAGCAACAUUGGCUGAUUUGCCUGGUCUUAUAGAAGGUGCUCAUCUAGGGAAGGGUCUUGGUCGCAAUUUCUUGAGGCAUCUAAGGAGGACUCGGCUAUUGGUUCAUGUUGUUGAUGCAGCUGCUGAGAACCCUGUUAAUGACUACAGAACAGUUAAAGAAGAAUUGCGAAUGUACAAUCCUGAGUACCUUGAACGACCAUACAUUGUGGUGCUAAAUAAGAUUGACCUUCCAGAGGCAGUGGACAGGCUUCCAUCUUUGACUGAAGAAAUAAUGAAGAUUGGAAGUGAUGGCGUAUCUACUGAGCCAGAAAUAAGCACUGACGAUGCUUGUCUGUCAUUUCCCUCUGAAGGUGGACAAUCAGAUGUAUCUUAUCCAGAGAUUAGUAGUAAAGAUAAAAAGGAUAAAGAAAUCGAGGACUAUCCAUGCCCUCUUGCUGUUGUAGGAGUUAGUGUUCUGAAAGGCAUGAGGAUAAAUGAGAUGUUGAAGGAGAUAAGGGUAGGCUUGAGGAAGUGCAGAGAUCCCGAUGAAGCUUUGGAGUUGAGUGUACGACCAUGAGAGUGUUCUUAAAGUUUCUGCCAAUUUGCACCACCUCUUUUACGCCCUUUGGAUUGGGGUCGUUGUAAACCAAAAGGAUAACUCAAUCGGUUGAGAAUUAUGUCUCAUGAAGCAGGAGUUACUAGUUCACAUCUCUUCCUCCUCUCCUUGGGUCAAUUACUUGUAUAUAUAUAUAUAUAAGCAUUUGAAAGCAUUGGAGGUUCAUAUGAUUGUUUUUCCUUCUACGUAUGAUGGAUGUGGCUUUUGAGAGAAUUACACUUGGUUAUAAUGAUUUGGUGGUGGGUUCGAAAUGGUUUUAUGGGAAAAGCAGAUGGGUAGCCAUAAUUAUCUUGUUCUGAGGCAAAAUUUGAUUUUGAAACAUAUUAUUAAGUUUAAACCAAAGCUUUUUACUAGCUAA
This is a messenger RNA of Alnus glutinosa, 2050 nucleotides long. RefSeq names its product probable GTP-binding protein OBGC2. Gene Ontology annotation, cellular component: mitochondrion. Bases 97 to 1653 code for a protein of 518 amino acids. The transcript is spliced from 11 exons. Lineage: Eukaryota; Viridiplantae; Streptophyta; Magnoliopsida; Fagales; Betulaceae. Gene Ontology annotation, molecular function: GTPase activity; GTP binding. The record is from RefSeq and is a predicted model, not a curated record.